Molecule: messenger RNA, 2827 nt
Organism: Cyprinodon variegatus (sheepshead minnow)
Lineage: Eukaryota; Metazoa; Chordata; Actinopteri; Cyprinodontiformes; Cyprinodontidae
Gene: slc5a3b
Product: sodium/myo-inositol cotransporter-like
Exons: 2
Coding region: 513-2648 (711 amino acids)
Biological process (GO): myo-inositol transport; inositol metabolic process; transmembrane transport
Cellular component (GO): plasma membrane
Molecular function (GO): D-glucose:sodium symporter activity
Source: RefSeq, a predicted model, not a curated record
GGUGGCUAUAAGGAGUGGGAGGGUGAUAGGGCAUCAUUGUCUGACGGAGCAUCACAUAAGAAGCGGAACUCUGCAAAAAUGAUGACACCGAUUAGUUUGGGUGACAUCUAAGCCUCCUUGACAAGAAAAAAGAUAAACUCAAAAGAAAGAAAUAUCUCUUUCUAGGCGGACUGAGCGUCUUCUUCCUGUUAAUCCACUUUAAGGGGCGUGGAGUGGUGCGUUUCCGCGGGUCUGUUGAGUGUUUUCUCCCUGCAACCGGAAUAUUCAACCUUGGCUUUUCUAGACCAGUGACCUGCAACACCCUGCACAACCAAAAAAAGUUUCUGUUCCGACGGACUACCUCAUUUAGUUUUUUUUUUUUUUUUUUUUUUGGCCGGGCUGUCAGGGGAUCAUCUCAUCUGAAAACCAAAGCUAAUUGUUUCUAUUGCUGCUAUAUUUUAAUCUCAGCUAUAACGCUUAUAAAUUUGCACAUUCAAUUCUUCUGCAAACUUUAUAGCAAUUCAUCUGUAAAGAUGCAUGCUAGAAUGGAAGCCGCGGACAUAGCAGUGGUGGCACUGUAUUUUGUCCUGGUGAUGGUCAUCGGGCUUCUCGCCAUGUGGAAAGCCAACCACAGCACCGUUAGUGGCUAUUUCCUUGCAGGGCGCUCCAUGACAUGGAUAGUGAUAGGGGCGUCCCUGUUUGUCAGUAACAUUGGCAGUGAGCAUUUCAUAGGCCUGGCAGGAUCAGGGGCAGCCAGUGGUUUUGCAGUAGGAGCUUGGGAAUUCAAUGCCCUCCUGCUUCUGCAGCUGCUUGGCUGGGUGUUUAUUCCUGUCUAUAUCUACUCUGGAGUCUACACCAUGCCAGCUUACCUGUCCAAACGCUUCGGUGGGAACAGGCUGAAAGUUUACUUUGCCUGCCUGUCUGUGUUGCUUUACAUAUUCACCAAGCUCUCAGUGGAUCUCUACGCUGGCGCUCUAUUUAUUCAGGAGUCCUUGGGGUGGAACCUCUAUCUCUCAAUUCUUUUGCUUAUCAGCAUGACUGCUCUGCUAACAGUCACUGGUGGAUUGGUUGCAGUGCUCUACACAGAUGCCCUCCAGGCAGUGCUGAUGGUUGGUGGGGCCAUGACCUUAACCAUCAUCAGCCUCAUCAAAGUUGGUGGACUAGAGGGGGUCAGAACUAAGUAUAUGCAGGCCACUCCUAAUGUCACUGCUAUAAUGGCUUCCGGAAACUACACCCACUACCCCUCCUGUCGUAUUGAACCAAAGCCAAACUCACUACGUAUCCUUCGUGGCCCUCUCGAUGAGGAUAUUCCUUGGCCAGGUUUCAUUCUGGGGCAAACCCCUGCCUCCAUUUGGUACUGGUGUGCAGACCAGGUCAUCGUGCAGAGAGUAUUAGCAGCCAAGAACAUUGCUCACGCUAAGGGCUCAACACUCAUGGCCGGAUUUCUCAAGAUCCUGCCCAUGUUCUUGAUAGUCAUUCCAGGAAUGAUCUCCCGCAUCAUGUUUACAGACGAGAUCGCCUGCAUCGGGCCAGAGCACUGCAUGGCCGUGUGUGGUUCCCGGGCUGGCUGCUCAAACAUCGCCUACCCGCGCCUGGUCAUGGCAGUGAUGCCCACAGGACUCAGGGGGCUUAUGAUGGCAGUCAUGAUUGCUGCCUUGAUGAGCGAUCUCGACUCAAUCUUCAACAGCGCAAGCACUAUCUUCACCCUGGAUAUCUACCAGACUAUUCGGAAGAGGGCUUCUCAGCGGGAGCUUCUGAUCGUCGGCCGUCUGUUUGUUGUGGUCAUGGUAGCGAUCAGCAUCGCUUGGGUCCCUGUAAUCAUUGAGAUGCAAGGUGGACAGACAUACCUGUAUAUCCAGGAAGUCGCUGGCUACCUCACCCCACCAAUUGCUGCCCUUUUUCUGCUUGGUGUGUUCUGGAAGAGGUGUAAUGAGACGGGUGCCUUCUGGGGAGGCAUGACAGGUUUCACGCUAGGUACGAUACGACUAAUCCUAGCCUUCCUCUACCGUCAGCCUCUCUGCAACCAGCCAGACAACAGACCAUUCUUCAUUGUCCACAUUCACUACAUGUACAUUGCAGCCGGACUCUUCUGGAUUUCGGGACUGGUUGCUGUGGUGGUCAGUCUUUGUACCGCCGCACCAGAUGAGGAGCAGAUUCGUACCACCACAAUUUGGGGGCUCCGCAAGCUAGAAAAGAUUCCCCCGAAGAACAGGGAUGAAACAUACAAACUCAAUGAGAAGAACCAAUGCAAUGGCACUGCAGGAUACUAUAAAGAUAUUCCUGCUGAUGUCAAAAGGGAAAGGUGUUUAGAUGGAGCCGAAAUCAAGCUUUUGGUCCCGUACACGGACCAUGAUCCAGCUACACCCAGCACAGAAACGUCCCCCGCCUCCACCCCUGCUGAGCAGCAAGGUUUUAAAAAGAUGGACAUGAUCAGGGCAGAGCAAGGCUGUCAUGGACAAGAGGAGCGCGGCCUGUUCAUGCGUUUCUUCGGCUGUCUCUGUGGGUACAAAGAAGAACCACAUGGCAAUCAGCAGCAAGUCAUGCAAGAGGACGAGCGAGUGGUCGCAGAGCUGCUAUAUGAGCCCCCCAGGGUUAAACUCCUCCUCAACCUCGUCCUACUAACCGUCUGCUCUUUGGGCAUUUUCAUGUUUGUUUAUUUCUCAUUGUAGAAGAACCCUGCACUGAAAUUACCCAACUGUUAGAUUUUGUUUCCAACAUAAAAGAUAUAUGCUAGUUUUUUUUGGGCUGUUACAGCAGUAAGAAAUUUCACUGAUUUAAAAUCUUGUCUGUAAUAUUUACAGUUUUUUUUGUUUUUUUUACAGGGAUCCAUGCUUGUUAUCAUUUUUUA